Diabrotica balteata is the source of this 2071-nucleotide messenger RNA. The record is from the annotation of a GenBank genome assembly. Lineage: Eukaryota; Metazoa; Arthropoda; Insecta; Coleoptera; Chrysomelidae.
UGACCAUUCUGACUGUGAUAUCUUAUAGGUUAUAUUUUGUUUAAAAAUAUUUUUAAAAUUAUCUCGCAUGUUGUUAUUUAUUUAAAAUGUUUAGAACUCCUAUACUAAGAUGUAUCAAACAGCUACACUUACUAGAAAACACGAUAAAAACAACUGUCGUACAUACUUCCAGCUUUCAACUACAAACAACUUCCCUUUAUAAACAUGGAGAAAAACCAGAAUUAACAGAAAAUAAGCCUUCUAACAGUGAACAUAACUUUUUAGUAAAAUUAAAAUCAGAUCCUGAUACGUUCGGAACGCAACAACAAGAAGAUACUUUAGUAGAAGAUGAUGUCAAAGAAGAGAAGUAUUUUACUGAAAAACCUCUAAGAUCUCAAAAGCUAAGCACCAAACGGUAUGCAGAUAUAAUUAAGGAUCUAAUCAAUAAGAGAAAGAUUAAAGAGGCCAUAGAUGUUGUAGAGGUUCGAAUGUUAAAGGAGGACAGAGUGAAACCUGAAAAUUAUAUAUACAACUUGCUGCUAGGAGCCUGUGGACGAGUGGGUUAUACAAAGAAAGCUUUUAUGUUGUACAAUGACAUGAAAAAACGUGGAUUAAAAAUCACAGCUGGUACUUACACAGCUCUAUUUAAUGCAUGUGCAAACAGUCCGUGGCCUCUGACAGACGGACUGAACAGAGCUACUAAAUUAAGAGAAAUCAUGAUAGAGAAAGGCUACCAACCUAAUGAUACUAACUACAAUGUUAUGAUUAAAGCUUUUGGAAGAUGUGGAGAUCUUCCUAUGGCAUUUUCUUUGGUAGAUGAAAUGAUUUCAAAAAAAAUUCGUCUUAGAGAUGACACCAUAAAUUUCCUUUUACAAUCUUGUAUCAGUGACAAAGAAGUUGGAUUCAGACACGCUUUGCUUGUUUGGAGAAAACUAGUGGAUAAAAAUAUUAAACCCAGUAUAUAUACUUUUAAUUUGUUAUUGCGAUGUGUACGAGAUUGUAAUUUGGGAGACGUGGAAACAACAAAAGAUGUUAUUGAUACUAUUUGCAAACAUCGAAAAAUGAUCGAAGCACCAAAUAUUAAGCAGCUGGAGGAAGGCAAUACAAGAAUACCACCACCACCAUUUCAAGACAUACAAACAACAGAAUCUACAAGCUCCAAUCAAAGUCAAACAGUUCAAGUUCAAAAUUCACCAGUCAGUACUGUAAAUUCCAGGCCGAACCUUCUAGCAAAAAUUCCCCAUUUAGGCAAUAUAAUCAGUCUUACCGAAGUGAAAGAACCUGAGCAUCGUCUUCUGCUGUUAGGCGGAUGUCGAGGAUUCUUAGAAGAAAUCGAAAAUCGUGGAUGUUCACCAGAUAUUAAAACAUUUACUCAAUUAUUAGACUGUAUUCCAGAUACUGUGGCUGCCGAGCAAGAACUUUUGAUCGCAAUGAGGAAGUUUAACAUUAAACCGGAUCUAGAUUUUUUCAAUAUGCUGAUAAAGAAGAGAAAUAUGAGAUCUGAUAAUAAUGCGGCAAAGGACGUUUUGAAGUUGAUAAAGAAAAACGGCUACAGACCCGAUUUGAUUACUUAUGGAGUUUUGGCGAUAGGUUGCAAAACUGAGGACGACUGUGUUCAACUCGUAAGCGAAAUGAAGGAUGCGUGUUAUACCUUAAAUACAGAAAUCCUGGGAGCUAUGUUAUACCAAGCUUGCUAUCAAAUGAACAUUACAUACGUGAUGUACAUCAUGGACUUAUGUUCGACAGAAAAUGUUCCCCAAUAAGAAAAUUUAUAGAGAAAUUAUCAGAAUUUAAAGCAAAUCUUUAUAAACCGAACAUAGAAAAGACGACAUCUUUUAUAAAAAAUAAAGCACUGUUUAAAAUCCGAUACAAACGAUUUAUAAACGAAGUUAAGGUCGAUGAUUCUGAGAAUGUACAUCCAUGGCAACAGUUCAGAGAAAUCAAUGAGAACGACCACAAGUACAAGCCGAAAGAUACAGCUAGAUUUAAGCCGAGACGGCAAUCUUUGUUUAAGAUUAAAACAUCAACUAAAGUUAGACAUAAAAAAUAGUUUCUGGCAUGUUAAUUUUGUAAAAUAAAUUUUUAUAGCAAG